Nematostella vectensis (starlet sea anemone) is the source of this 763-nucleotide messenger RNA. RefSeq names its product methionine-R-sulfoxide reductase B1-A-like. The transcript is spliced from 3 exons. NCBI's taxonomy places the organism in Eukaryota, Metazoa, Cnidaria, Anthozoa, Actiniaria, Edwardsiidae. The record is from RefSeq and is a predicted model, not a curated record. Gene Ontology annotation, molecular function: peptide-methionine (R)-S-oxide reductase activity.
CACGCCGAAGCAGACUACAGAAGAACCGGCUCGCAGGCUAUAUCACUCUAAAUACCAGAGCUCCCUGUGGUUUUAACUAUCGCGUAAGAGACUAAACUUUAGCAUACUAGAAUACUAUUGGGUUCGCUGUGGCACUGAGGCCGAAUCAAGGAGAGAGAUGUCUUUCUGUGCCCUUGCGAGCAAAGAAAAAUUCAAGGACCAUUUCGAAGCAGGUGUGUAUACGUGUGCUGAAUGUGGACAAGGUCUAUUCCAAGCUAAAGCUAAGUAUGCUCAUCAUACACCAUGGCCAGCAUUUGGGACAACUAUCAGUGAUGAUGCAGUUACAAAGGAAUUGGAGACAGAGAAACAGGAAAGCUCUGAUAAACCUUCCUUUAAGGUGUUUUGCAGCAGGUGUAAAACUCAACUUGGUCAUGAAUUUAUAGGAGAUGGACCCGAUGGUACAUCACGCUUCUGAAUAUACUCCGAGAGGUUGGCUUUUGCCCCACACCAGGAAAAGCACACAAGCUCGUAGUCUAUGUAGCUAUUGUGAAUUCACCACUGGUGGCAUUAUCAUACAGAGUCGCUUCUGCUAAAAAUGAUGUGUUAUACCUAAAUCUCCAUGUUACUGGAAAGGUAUAACACUGAUGAAUGAGGUAGCCAUUAACAUGAGUGUGAUACUAGUUGAUCCUGUAUUCAAGAAAAAAAGGGUUUUAUUAAAGGAAGCUAGAUUGAAAUUUUAAAAAAUAUACAUACAUUCUUUAUUAAAUAUAUGUGAUAUUACAAA